UUGUGGUGUGCUGCACCGCCCGUCGUCGCAGAGGCCGCCUGGCGGAGUAGGCCGCCACGUUUGGCCUAGUCGCUCCGGCUAGCCAGCCGGCCGGGUGAUGGCGGACGCCGAGCGUGGCUACUUCCUGCGGACGGUGGAACGGCGCGGCGGCGGGCCCCAGCUCCGGAUCAGACAGCGCAGCGCCGGCGACGUGGGCUGCGUGGUGUGGGAUGCGGCGCUAGUGCUAUCCAAGUACCUGGAGACGAGCUCCUUCUACCGGGACAGCCUGCAUGUCUUUAGCGGGAAGAACGUGGUGGAACUGGGCUCUGGGACCGGAGUAGUGGGGCUGAUGGCCUCCGCCCUGGGGGCAAAUGUCAUAGUCACGGAUCUUGAAGAGUUGCAGGAUUUGCUCAAUAUAAACAUCAAGGAUAACAUGCACUUGGUCACUGGUUCUAUCCAAGCCAAGGUACUUAAAUGGGGUGAAACUGUGAAAGACCUUCCAUCUGAACCAGAUUACAUUCUUGUGGCAGAUUGUAUUUAUUAUGAACAGUCUUUAGAGCCACUGCUGAGGACUAUGAAAGACCUUUCAGGCAACAAGACCUGCAUCAUAUUAUGCUAUGAAGAGAGGACAAUGGGAAACAACCCUAAAAUAGAGAGCCGAUUUUUUGAGCAUCCCUUGUUUUAUAUCAGCUUUUGCAGACUGAUUUUGAAAUAGAAGAGAUUCCAUUGGACAGGCAAGAUGAGGAAUACAGAAGUGAAGACAUUCAUGUUUUGCACAUCAAACGAAAAAGACACCAUUAGGGAAUGUUUGCAUUGAAAUAAAAGUUAUCACUUUGUUUUUAUUCUUUGACGCAGGUGUAUCCAAAAUAAAAAGAUGGAAUCCUGGUGUAAUAAGGGAAAACUCUUCAGGUGUUAUUAUAUCAACUGCACAAGCAUACGUUAAAAACAGGUGUUUUUAUAACCCUUGAGAGUGGUAUUCAGCUCUGUGUAUAUUUCAUAUGCUUUUUUUUGUUUUAUCGAAUGUCAUUGCAUUGUUUGUAAUUUUUUUCCCCACUCAAACGUUAGUUCUUGGCAGGAAUCAAAGUUGCAUGGUUUUUGUUACAGAUUUUAUUUUUGUUUUGAGCGUUUAGUCAAUGUGUACAAUAGCUAUAUAUAAAAGGCACUACAGGAGGGGAAUCUGUGGUUAAUGCUUGUGGUUCGUGAACAGCUUGAGCUUUGUUGUCCUUUAUUGAGUCCAAAUGUGAAUGUUCUGGAAUGUUACAUUUGACUGGCUGACAGAUCACUUUGAUGACCAUAGUUCUGUUUUGAAGUUUUCUCCAUUGUUUUUUCACAAAUUGAAUUUUAAAAAAGAGAUAGUGGAAGCAGUAGCUGAUUGGAUUUAUUGUUUGAAAAUCACCAAACUAGCUGUACUAUCCAUACUGAUGUUAAUGACCGUAAUAUAUACAAAUGUGUGUUCGAAAUUUGAGCAUUUGAUUAAUUUCUAUAAUUUUGAAAUUGUUUAAUUUUCAUAAUUCGUAGCACUUUAACAUCAGCUGUAAUUCUUUGCUGCAGUCAUGAAUUUAUUUGCUGCAAGUACUUACACUAAUCAAACUUUUGUUCAUUUUGUAAUGCACUUUUACUCAAAAGAAUAAGUUCAGUAAUCAACAAAGCAAGAACAUCUGGUAUUUCUGGUACAUAUUAUUUUCUUCUGCGCAAUUCAUGUUCAAGCUGAUCAGAUCUUACGAAAGGAAGUUAAUUUUCUAUCGGUUGUGCUUGGGUUAAGUAUAACUAUUUUCCUGAGAGGACUGUAGAGGUUGAAGAGAAUUUUAAAUAUGUACAUUAAAUAUGUUUGACAUCUGUCCUUGAAUGAUACUGGCAACUUUAUAUCAGAUAGGGAUUCAAAAUGUUGGUGGUCAAAUGCUGGGUUCAUGUCCUUGUUUAUUGGUGUAGAGGGAGCUCUAACUACUUCCAAUUUAACAAUCCUCCAUAUUUUUAUAUUCUCACACAAUAUAGGAGGAGGCCCUUUGUCCCAAUGAAUCUUUGCUCUCUCAGAGCAUUCCCAUCUGUCCCAUUCCAUCACUUUUUCCUCUGUAACCUGUUCUCUCUCGCAUGCCCAUCAAUUCCCCCCAAUCCUCCUGCCAGCCACCAACACUACAGUUGCAAAUUAACGUACCAGUACAUCUGUGAGAUGUGGAGGAAACCCACGCAGUCACACUGCAAACUGUAUGUGGACAGUACCAGAGGUCGGGAUUGAACCCAGGUUCCUGGAGCUGAUUGGCAGUAGCUAGAAGUCUAGUUGCAUUGUAAAGUUUCCUCCAUGUGGUUUAAUGCCACCUUUAGCCUGGAUUUUUAAAUCCCUCCCCAUUGCAACAAUACUUUUUUUAUUCCAUGACCCAAAUCCAAGACCUGCAUCAGAAAUAUUGCCAAUUCAUGAAGGAAUAUGCCUUUUUUUUUGAGUAUGGAGGGAUACAGUUGUAGAGUCAAUGGUCAGAUGACCUUGUCGCUGAUUCAAAUCACUGUGGAUAGGUGAAAAUGAAGUAGUGGCCAAGUUUAUAUGUGAGGAAGUUUAGAUAAAAGAUGAAAUUGAUUAAGGAUAGGAUUUUGGAUCAAGUUACAACAGAGGCUGAAAAAUGUGUUAUUUGUAUUUUCAGAUGAAAUUAAUUUGAAGAUGCAAUUAGUUUAAAAUUAAUUUUUAAAACUGGGUGGUGAUAAAGCCAAAAACAAACAUGUUUUAUAAUUUGAAUUCUUAAUUGUUUGUUACUAGCAAAAGAUCAUUGUUAAAUUGAGCACAUUAAAGUAAUGAGAGUUUCAAAAUCCUGACUAUAUCUCCAGUGUGGUUUGCUGCAAUUUGCUUUGUCUUGUUAACACAUUUGGGUAGUGGUCUUGAGAUUACUGCACAAAACGUGAAUUUGCAUCUCCACAUCUAUGGUAAAUUUUCAACCUUCAGUGAUAUGUGUGGGCUGAGAUUAAGUAUUGUAUAUCGCAAUUCCUCAGCAGAUGAAGCAGUCCAUGAUUGCAUGCAGCAAGACCUAACCACUAAUCAGAUCAUGCUUGGGUGUUGUCAAGUAAUAUUUGUGCUUUACAGAUAUUUUAGACAAUGACCAUCUCCAACAAGAGCAUCUAACCACUUAUCCUUAAUACAUAAUGGCAGUACCAUCACUGAGUGCCCUACCAUCAACAAUAUAGGGAUUACCAUUGACCAGAAACUCAACCUGAACAGACACCUAAGUUGUAGCUACAAGAGCAGGUGAGAAGCUGGGUAUCCUGCAGUGAGUCAUUUGGCACUGCACAGUUUUUUUCUACCAUCUACCAUCUGCAAGGUACAAGUCUGAAGCGUGAGGAAAUAUUCUGCUUGCCCAGCUAAAUGCAACUGUGGCAAUAUUCAGGGAGCUCAACACUACUGAGGAUAAAACAGUCCCCUUGAUUGGCAUUCUAUCCAGCAUUCUAAAAUGUAUUCCCCCACCAUCACUAUACAAUAUGCACUGCUACCACUGCAACAGAUUCUCCCAAACCUACAACCUCUACCUCCAGAGAAGAUGAGGUCAGCAGGAGCACGAUGUCAUCAUCACCAGCUGAUUGCACACCAUCCUGACUUGAAAGCAUAGAACUGUUCCAAAGUCCUGGAACACUAACCAACAGCAUUAUGGAAGUACCUUCACCGGGAUUGCAACAGUUCAAGAACUUGGCUCACCACCGUCUUCAAAAGGCAACAAAUAUUGGCCUUGCCAGCAAUGCACACAUUCUCAAAACUAAAUUAAAAAGAUGAUCACUUGUUCCUUAUGAAGGUUUGGGUGGCAUUAUAUUGCCUAAAAGUACCAGCUGGUCAAGAUUUAAUAGAAAUGUGAUGAUGAAAAAUUCUUCUGGAGUCUGGAUAUCACCUUAGAACAUAGAAAACCUACAGCACAAUUCAGGCCCUUCGGCCCACAAAGCUGUGCUGAACCUUGGUUUGCUAGUAAUGAUAUCUCUGAGUAUCAGAUUCAUUGGACUUGAGCAAAUAUUGGACUGGUAUUUCAGUUUGGUAAGGAACUGCUGUACUGUCAAAGAUGUCCUGUUCAAGAUCAUACGUUACAGUGAGAUGACUUUGGUCAAGUAAAUAAUACCAUGAAACUAUUCAAAGGGGAUAGUGGAGUUUUUCCACAAUCCAAGCAAACAUUUAUCCUGCAAUCAAAAGAUUCCCAGAUGAUUUAAAUUAAUGUAUACUGUUGUUCAUUGGACUUUAUGAGCACACUGGCAUGAUGUGUUUGCUUUUCUUGUAAAAAAGUGACUUUAGAAGUACCUGAUUGGCUGAAGAUUCUGAGGAUG
Pristis pectinata (smalltooth sawfish) is the source of this 4260-nucleotide messenger RNA. RefSeq names its product valosin containing protein lysine (K) methyltransferase (gene vcpkmt). The record is from RefSeq and is a predicted model, not a curated record. Bases 98 to 694 code for a protein of 198 amino acids. The transcript is spliced from 5 exons. Gene Ontology annotation, molecular function: protein-lysine N-methyltransferase activity. NCBI's taxonomy places the organism in Eukaryota, Metazoa, Chordata, Chondrichthyes, Rhinopristiformes, Pristidae. Gene Ontology annotation, cellular component: cytosol; cytoplasm. Gene Ontology annotation, biological process: peptidyl-lysine methylation.